This is a messenger RNA of Homarus americanus (American lobster), 4569 nucleotides long. RefSeq names its product serine-rich adhesin for platelets-like. Bases 71 to 4285 code for a protein of 1404 amino acids. Gene Ontology annotation, molecular function: RNA binding. Lineage: Eukaryota; Metazoa; Arthropoda; Malacostraca; Decapoda; Nephropidae. The record is from RefSeq and is a predicted model, not a curated record. The transcript has 9 exons.
CGGGCUGCAGUGCACGUGUGUACACUUGGUGGGAUAUUAUUUGCAUAUUUAUACAUCUCCUGAGUGCGGGAUGAAGGCUGCACUGCGAGCUGCGGCAGCUAUAACGGGUGCUGGUGCCCUCAUAUAUGUCCUCUUGCGGUCCAGAAAACGCCAGCGGGAUCCAGGGAAGCAUGAUGAUUUUGCCACAUUCUCUUCAGAAAAUAUCACUGGAACCUGUUCAGAUGUGAAACAAACUCUUCUUGCAGAGGAACUAGAUACAUUAGGCAAUGAUGUAUCCAAAGAAUCUAAAGAUUUUGUGGAUAAAAGUGACAAUUGCCCUUAUGAAAAUUUUAACGGGCAUGUGCUGAUAAAUGGCAGCAAUUCUGAAAUAAUUGUAGAAAAUUAUCUCAGUGGUGAUGGGGAUGCAGUCAGUGUUACAAAAAGGGAAAAUAUUUUGGCUGAGGAAAAUAACGAUGUGUGUGGUGACAAUAUUAACACACAAGAAAAGGAGCAGUCCACACCCUCCACUUCUAACAAGUAUGGAGAUACAAGUGAACCCAGUAUUAAUUUUGUUGACAAGGUUGAUGCAGAAGAUGACGUGUUGGAAUUUUCUAAUGAGUCAAGCUGUUCAACUGGCAAGACAGAUGUCUUAUCACACAUGGAAGAAACACACAGUACUUUUGAUGACCAAGUGAGAGUUAGUAAUGAGGAAUCAGCAGAGUGUGUGAAUGUUAUAUCAACAGAAUCUCGUGAUGUUAGUAAGGAUGAUGGAUCUAGUUUACGAUGUGUUGCACCAGUUUCAAAAGAAAACAAAAAUGCUCACCUGAGCACCAACUUUCAGGAUAAAAUCUUCACUGCCUCGACAAGUUCAGAAAUUUCAAGUCCUAGGGCAGUACUGACAGGGAUGCAUGAAAUGACCGAUUCAACAAGUGAAAUUACAGAAGCUGAGAGGCCUUCCACAACAGUCCUAUUGCAGGAGAAAGAAGUAUCAUCACCCUCUGUGUCAGAGAAUGAAUGUCUUGUUGCAGCAUGGGCUGACAAAGAAACUGAGCAUAUAAAAGAUUCGAGUGUAUUCACUUUGUCUUCAGAAAAGCCUCUUGAAUCCAUCUCAGUUAGGAGUGAAGAAUCUGUUGCUGUUUCAUCAUACACACCACAAGAACAAGAGUCUUUAGUUUCAACUUGUUUGGAAGGGGACAAGAAAUCUGAUGUUUUACUCAGCCAUGAUACAUCUACCCUAAACCUUAGCCAUGAAUCAUCUACUUCACCAAGCUCAAAUCAUGACAAAGAAUCUACAGUUUCCCCUUGCACAGCUCAAGUAGAAUCUUCAGGCUCAUCUUCUCUGGCUCCGGAUGAAGAAUCCACUGAAGUACAAUCUACUUUUUCAUCCAAUUUAGGCCUGGAAGAAGGCUCGGCUUGUUCAUCCAUGAUGGUUGUUGAAGAUCAGGGUACUCUCUCAUCCUGCUUAGAUAAUGAAAAACAGUCUAGUCUCUCACUUAGUUUGAACCAGGAAGGAGCAUCUACUCUUUUGACCAAUUUGAACCAAGUCGAACAGAUAGGUUUGUCCUCCAGUGUGGCCUGUGGAGAGCAAGUUAUACUCUCAAAGAGCUUGAACCUUGAUGAACACCUUACUCUUUCAUCAAGUUUGAACCAGGAAAAGGGAUGUUCUGUAUCAUCAAGCUUGAACCAGGAAGAAGGAUGUACCUUGUCAUCAAGCUUAGCCCAGGAUUGUACUCUGUCAUCUAGCAUAGCCCAGGAAGAAGGAUGUACUCUGUCAUCUAGCUUAGCCCAGGAAGAAGGAUGUACUCUGUCAUCUAGCUUAGCCCAAGAAGAAGAAGGAUGUACUCUGUCAUCCAGCUUAGCCCAGGAAGAAGGAUGUACUCUGUCAUCCAGCUUAGCCCAGGAAGAAGGAUGUACUCUGUCAUCCAGCUUAGCCCAAGAAGAAGAAGGAUGUACUCUGUCAUCCAGCUUAGCCCAGGAAGAAGGAUGUACUCUGUCAUCUAGCUUAAUCCAGGAUUGUACUCUGUCAUCUAGCAUAGCCCAGGAAGAAGGAUGUACUCUGUCAUCUAGCUUAGCCCAGGAAGAAGGAUGUACUCUGUCAUCUAGCUUAGCCCAAGAAGAAGAAGGAUGUACUCUGUCAUCCAGCUUAGCCCAGGAAGAAGAUUGUACUCUGUCAUCCAGCUUAGCCCAGGAAGAAGGAUGUACUCUGUCAUCUAGCUUAGCCCAGGAUUGUACUCUGCCAUCCAACUUAGCCCAGGAAGAAGGAUGUACUCUGUCAUCCAGCUUAGCUCAGGAAGAAGGAUGUACUCUGUCAUCCCGCUUAGCCCAGGAAGAAGGAUGUACUCUGUCAUCCAGCUUAGCCCAGGAAGAAGGAUGUACUCUGUCAUCCAGCUUAGCCCAGGAAGAAGGAUGUACUCUGUCAUCCAGCUUAGCCCAGGAAGAAGGAUGUACGCUGUCAUCCAGCUUAGCCCAGGAAGAAGGAUGUACUCUGUCAUCCAGCUCAGCCCAGGAAGAAGGAUGUACUCUGUCAUCCAGCUUAGCCCAGGAAGAAGCAUGUACUCUGUCAUCCAGCUUAGCCCAGGAAGAAGGAGGUACUCUUUCAACAAGCUUAAAUCAAGAAAAUUGUACUCUGUCACCCAGCUUAGCCCAGGAAGGAGGAGGUACUCUUUCUACCAGUUUAGCCCAGGAAGAAGAUUCUACAAUAUCAUCGAGCUCAGCCCCUGAAGAGCAGCCUACUCUCUCAAUCAGUUUAGACCAUGAUCAGGAAUCAAAAGCCUUACUUUGUGAAUCACAAACAUUAGAGUCAAAGGAUAAAGUACCAGUACAAGAAGGAAAACAAAGUAUGAUGAGUCAGGAAAGCCCUAAGGAAAAGUGUACAGAAUUAGCUGAUGCGGAGAAGAAAGAUGGCAGAGCAGCUUCAACAAAAUGUGAAGAGACGACGAGUGAGAUUGGUCCAUCACAGUUCCUGGCUAAAGAGACCGUAGAUGUUGGAAUGGCAGUUGAGCAGAACAACUAUAAACAAGUAGUAAUACAGAAAACAGCAGACAGAGAACAAAAUGUUAACACAGGAACUAGCAUGUCAAAAGGAGACAGCAACAUAGGAACUAGCAAGCUAAAUGAAAGUAACAAUAUUAGUAAGUUAAGAGAAAGUGUCAGUACAGGAAAAAAUACAUUGGGAGAAAGUAGCAACACACCAAAGAAAGCAGAUGGGAGUGACAAAGGCACCAGCAGGAAAGAACAAUUCCAGAUUAACCGUGGAGACUCUGCAGCUACUGACCUUGAUCAUGAUCCUAUUUCUGAACAGGAGAAUCUCAACUCUGACUCCUUAAGCUUGAAAUCUGUGGAUAGUGGACAGGGCAGCAGUGAGAUAGAGCCCGAGACACUGUUUAACCCAUCAACAUUUCCAGCCUCUAGUCAGGAGCAGUACAUUUUCUAUGAGUUUGAAAUUCCUCAGACAUUGGUGGGACGUUUGAUUGGGAAGAAAGGUGCCUUUGUAAACAAAAUCAAGGCUACCACAGAUGCAACAGUUAUUGUUUAUCCACACAGAGACAGAAGAUUGAAGUUGUGUUCUGUGGAAGGUUCAAAGCAGCAAGUUAGAGCUGCAUUAGAUAUGAUUCGUGACCACUUCCCACACAACCGAUACCCAGAUGUAAGUCUGGAACAGGUGUCUACACAGCAGCCAAUGAUGACUCCGUCUCACCCAACUCUGAACACCCAGGCCAUGCAGAUUGAGUUGACUGCUGGUGUAGUGGUGGAAGUGCGUGUGAGUGCAGUAGUGAGUGGAUGGGAGUUGUGGGUGCAGCAGCCUCUCCACCCAUCAUACUCUGCUCUCCAUCGCCUCCAGUCUUGCAUGAACCUUAAUUAUGGCGAUGGAUCCAACACUCCACCUCUUCCCUUACCUGUUCAAGAUGGGACAGUAUGUGUGGCACAGAUUCAAGGACAGUGGAUGAGAUGCCAGGCACUUAGUACAGUGGAUGAUGUCACCCUGGUUGUGUUGCUAGACUUGGGAGGGACAACAUCUCUUCAGACGUCAUCACUUAGACAGAUCCGCUACGAUUACAUGUCGCUCCCUUUCCAGGCAGCCCAGUGUUUCUUGCAUGGGGUACAACCAGUGAAAGAUGACACAUGGGAUGAUACAUCUGCAGCAGUAAUGGAAGAACUUGUGAGCAACACCAUUCUCUUUGCUACUGUUGUAUCCUACACUGAAGAUGGUGUCCCUCUAGUCAAUCUCUACCGGCGAGACAAUGAUCAGUAUGUACACCUGAAUGAAAAACUGGUAUUGUUGGGCCAUGCACGAUGGAUGUCUUAAUAGCUCUCAGGCUGAACCACAACAAAUUACACAUCUCACUGGCUGUAGUAGUUACCAAACCAGCGAAUUGCUGAUUUUUACCUGUAAGAUAAUGCCAGUGACUGUGGACUUUCUUCUUAGACAACUUUUUUAUAUGGUUGUGUAUAUGAGCCUUGAAACUUUUUUUUUUAGGGCGUGUAUAUUUACAUGUGCUGUUCACCCAGGACUGAGUAUAUUUCGCUGCAUAGAAAAUGGAGCAAAUCACAAGAAAAUGUUAAAAUACAUGUAGAAUGCACCCUAAUUGA